AUGCCCACGAUCAAGAUUGCGCCGAGUGUGCUCGCGUCCGAUCUGGGCAACCUGAACCAUGAGUGCCAACGGAUGAUGGACAGUGGAGCCGACUGGCUUCAUAUGGGUGUGUUUCCCCCCGCUGAUGCAGACAUUAUGGACGGGCAUUUCGUGCCCAACAUUGUGCUGGGUGCGCCGGUGCUCAAGUCGGUGUACAAGGCGCUGCCGCAUAUCUUUAUGGACUGCCAUAUGAUGGUGUCUGAGCCUGCAAAGUGGAUCAAAGACAUUGCGGACGCGGGUGGCAAAUCGUAUACCUUCCACCUCGAGGCGACGGACGACCCCCUCGAUGUCAUUCGCCAGAUCAAGACGGCCAAUAUGCGUGCAUCGAUUGCGAUCAACCCCGGCACGCCCGCGAACGAGAUCUCGGACGAGAUCGGCAAGGCGGUCGACAUGAUCCUCGUCAUGACCGUGUGGCCCGGCGCAGGCGGCCAAAAGUUUAUGAAAGAGUGCAUGCCCAAGGUCGCCGAGCUCCGUGCGCGUUUCCCGGAGCUAGACGUGGAAGUCGACGGCGGCGUCGGGCCCAAGACGAUCGACCGCUGUGCGGACGCCGGCGCGAACGUGAUCGUGGCCGGCACCGCCGUGUUUAACCACUCAGACCCCAAGGCCGUGAUUGCUUUUCUGCGCAAGCAGUGCGAGCGGGCCCAGGAACGCAUCCGCGACGAGCGCGAGCGCAUCGCCAAGGGCGAGUCGAUCGAGGAGGUGGACAAAAGCAAGGGCAAGUUUGGCGCGAGCAUCACCAUGCAGCCCAUCCACUAG
Malassezia japonica is the source of this 795-nucleotide messenger RNA. It is a transcript of the gene RPE1, whose product is annotated as ribulose-phosphate 3-epimerase. The record is from RefSeq and is a predicted model, not a curated record. Lineage: Eukaryota; Fungi; Basidiomycota; Malasseziomycetes; Malasseziales; Malasseziaceae. The transcript is spliced from 3 exons. Gene Ontology annotation, molecular function: D-ribulose-phosphate 3-epimerase activity; metal ion binding. Bases 1 to 795 code for a protein of 264 amino acids. Gene Ontology annotation, cellular component: cytosol. Gene Ontology annotation, biological process: carbohydrate metabolic process; pentose-phosphate shunt, non-oxidative branch; pentose-phosphate shunt.